AUAAAGUCGAUAAGUGUACAUUGCUCGGUUUGUUGUGGUGGAAAUUAGACGUAUCGAGCGCAGGGAGGCUGUGUGCUAUUUCUGUUAAGUGUAAAUUGUGUUUGUACUGCGAUGGAUAUUUGUAAGUGUUACGGAAUUAAGUGUUAUACUUGAAACUGGAUAAAAGUAAGCGAAUACACCAGCGAAGAGCCGUUUCAGCGGCUUAUUUAGUGGAUUUCGUGAAUAGCGGUUUUAUGAUUUAAACAAGUGUAGCCUGUAUGUUGUACAGCUGGGCUCUUGAUAUGUGCGGAAUGAUGUAAACACUGUUUUUCCGGAAGUAUACUCAACUAUGUUCGGAACGCUUCAAGAAAGUGUGUACGCCUUGCUCCUCUUGCUAUAUGUGGUCACGUGCCCACGAGUGACCGCCACGACAUGCCCGGCGGUGUGCUUCUGUCCGUCUGUCUCCCGGGUGGUCUACUGCCCGAGGAAAGCGCUACCGUUCAUUCCGGCGGGUAUACCGACCGACACUGUCCAGCUGACGUUGAACGAUAAUAAGUUCCAGAAUCCGGUCAUAAGCCGGGCCAACUUCUCUAACUACCGAGAUCUCGAGCAGUUAUACUUGACUGAUUGCGGAAUCGAGUACAUCGAACCGGACACUUUCGUGGACAAUAAGAAGCUGAAGUGGUUGGACUUGGGUAAAAACAAACUGAAAAGGAUCUCAGACUUUACUUUCAGAGAUUUGACCCUUGACCACCUUUUCUUAAACGAUAACCCCGGGGUCGAGAUUUCGACACGGGCGUUUGGAGGUCUGAAAACCACGGGGUUGUACAUGCAGAAUAAUGCCAUGGAUAAGUUGUCUCUGGAGGUCAUUCGACCGAUGAACGGUACCCUUAAGACGCUGUGGAUUGACGGGAACAAGUUUGACAAGUUCAAUCCGCAGUGGUUAUUCUUGUUUAGGACGCUGAGCCACUUAAGGAUCGGUGACAAUCCGCUCCACUGCAACUGCGAGGCGCGGUGGUUGCACGAGUUCUACACAGCUUCCUCGAGAAUCUUUGAGAACGUGCUCCCGCCCGCUUGCCGGUCGCCGGGUCAGCUUAGGGGCCAGACCUUUAAAGACCUUCACACCGACGACUUCAAGUGUCAGCUUCCGGUGUUCAAAAACGUCGACGUCAUUCUCGAGAAAAACGUCGGCAAACUGACUUGUCUUGCAAGUGGCGACCCCGUGCCGACGAUCUACUGGAUGAAGCCUGACGGCACGGCGGAAGUGUUCAUUCCAAAGUCGGAAGACAUUACCAAAGAUAUGGAAGGAGUGAUGUAUAUUCGAGAUCCGAGAGCGGAACUGAAGAACAGAUACCAGUGCGUUGCGAACAAUCCUGCGGGUAACGUCACGUUCUCAAUAAACGUUGCGUGGCCGGCUGACGAGGUUGACGUUACGAAACAGUACGAACAACACGAUAAUCCCGCCAUUGAAAAAACAGACGAUAAGAAAGUCGAUGAAAAAGACGAGAAGAAAAUACAGGACACAAAGGAAGGAACAGCAAUUGAAGUGUUUCAAUCAAACUCUAGUAAAGUGGUUGGAACAGAAAUCGCAACGGUCUCUGCCGUUGUAAAGGACCGUUUUACGACAUCGGACCUUAUCGGUGCCGUUGUCGGUACGUUUGUGUUGACGUUACUGUUGUGUGUUAUAGUGUUUUAUGUGAUUGUGAAAUACCAACGAAAGCCGGGCACACCCGUUCAUCAUCAUCACCAUCAUAAUGGGGUCCAUAAUGGGGACAUAAAAAGGGGCCCGCCCAGUCGUCAUGAGCUCGACGAGGUUGAGCAUACCAUGAAAAUGUUAGAUAAACGGAGUUACGAUAUUCAUGUAUAGAGAGAUCUCUACGGUACACAGGUCUGCUUUGUUUAUAAUCCCAUAUCUCAUCAACACACGUGAACACAAUCUUUUUUAUUUUUAUGCUCAGCUAUUUUCUUAUGUCUAAUCCAAACCGUUGAAUAAAUUCAAUUAAUUAAGUUCAACUGUCUUUUCUAUGGACUUAAGAUAUAAAUGGUUAAAGUCAACAAUCAAUAUUGUAUGCCUUAAAGUAUAAACUAUUAAAGAAAAUUGUAUACAUGUACUUCCCUAAAUCAUGUUAUCAUCUUGCCUUGUUGCUCCGUGGAUCUUUCUCGUAUAUAGAUAACUUCACGUCAAAAAGGGUCAGUAGGUUAUUACGAAGAUAUAAAAGUACUAUCAAUUAAUAAUUAUUAUUUUCUGCAUUUUAAUGUUUGCUUUAUUUAUUACUAUGUAGUCUGUACAAUUGUCUGAAAAUUCUGCAUUAACACUGUGGAGUUUCUUUGACGUAUUAUUGAAGUUUUAUUUCAAAGUUCAUGGUCCAAUUUUUUGCAAUCUUUCUAUGUUAUGGUCUUAAGAACCAAAAUGUGCUAUCAAUGCAACAUGAUAAUUGUUUGUAAUUAUAAAAUAAUUCUUACGUUUUACCUAUUUACGGAUUAUUUUAAGUUAUUUGCAUUAAAUAAGUUGUGUUUAUAUGUCUUAAGAUUAUCUUUUUAAAACAACUAUUCAGUUUCUCACAAAAGUAGUAAAUGGGGUAUUAUCCAUUUUAAUUCUAUAAAGCAACAAGAACAAAACUUUAAUCUUGCUACUAUGUGUUAUUGAAUUCUUUUUAUUGCAUUAUGUAAUAAGAUAUCAUUGUAGUUUAAAGAUUAUUAUGAAAAAUAAGUAUUUUCGAAAUCGGUUUUAAAUAUAUUCAAAUAAGCCUUCAUUUGGAGCAAACACCUGGUCGAAAUAGUGCUAAUCAAAUAAAACCUGAUCCGAAUGUGUAUUAAACAACACUUGAGAUUGCUUUUGAAUUGAAAUAAUGUAAGAUUUCGCUGGGGUGGUAUUUUGGUGUCACUUGAGAAAAUAAGCGCGAUAUUUUUGCAGAGUGAACUAGCAAAGAACGGUGCAUUCAUUUACGAAGAGUAUUAUGGGAGUAUUAUGGGUUUAAGAGGAGAAGUAUAAAUCAGGAUCCUACUGGGGCAUUAUGCAGUUCUUUUUAAAACUGGAAUCUUUGACACUAUACAAAUAUGGUAAGUCGUCACUUGAGACUCGGUGUUUGCUUGCAGACGCAGUGCGUUCGAUGAGAUAAUUAAGAUCGGUAACAAUGACACGUUAUUACUAAGCUAGGUCAUGACAGCAAGCUGAUAUGCAAACAGCAAUGUUAAUUGGUAGUCCGAAUGUCAUUAUCAUCACCUGCGCGCGCUCGAUUGCGAUAACGCCCGUUUUAUUCCAUGACAAAAAAAUGCAUGUUAGCGGAAAGAUAAUUUGGACCGAAUGUGUCGAAAAGACCUCGAGGGGUCGAAAUUAUCGGCAAGUUUUGAACCAUUAAAACGUUUUGUGAACUAGGACAAUAGCAUCGAUGAUAUCAGGGCUACACAAAAAAAGCGAAAAAUAGGCUUAGCCUUUGAAGUUGUUCAAUCGAGAAGGUUAGUCAACGCGGAUUGAUAGUUUUCACACACGUGUUAAUUUUUGUUAGAUCGGAACUGAUAAUUUUGGUAUUUCUUUAGUUGGACACCUUAUUAGCAUUCCGUUUAUUGUAAACGCUGAUCACUAACCGAAAACGAUUACGUUUAGUUUGUUGUUUACAAUAGUAGAUUUUUCUUUUAAAGUAAUUUUGAAGAGUUAACAGGAAAUAGUUUCAAACAGUUUUCUUCCCAUCCAUAUGUAUUUUAAAAAAAGCUAAAACAUAUGUACAGCAAACCGCCAUGCGAAAUUAAAUAAUUAUGGUCAUAUCUUUUCCGCAAAUUUCAACUGUCUACCCUUCGGCCAAUAUCACGAAUGUUCAAUCACAUAUAUACGGCGCCUUAGUAUGUUCAAUACAUGUCAUAAAAUAUCAUGUUUUAUCGAACAUUACUUGUCAGGUUUUCAUAUCAAACAACGCGGUUGUGAUGAAUCUCGUCGUACAUAUGCAGGCAAUAUGUGAUUCUGCGAUGUGUUUGGAGAAGCACAGCUUGCGCGCCAAUGCGCAACUUCUAAUUUAAUAUUGAUACUGAUAUUAAAGGGACAUAUUUGACGUUCGUUAUAAAAACGGAAAAUUUCAUAAUAGUGAGCAAAAACCUAUAUACGCAUGUUUACAAAGUUAUUGCUAUGAAAAAUUAUAUUAUUUUAUAAUUCUUGCUAUUUGGAAAUUUAAAACACAUUUGUUAUUGUCAGAAUGAAAUAAAUAAGUGAGAUUUUUUCAAAAUUACAUAGUUCUAUUAAUCAUUUAUUAUUUGUGCAAUCAGUAUUGCUGUUCUGCUUCAUUUUUUCUAUUUAUUUGCUAUUGAAUACACAUGCUUUGCCGCCACUGUAUUAUCACAUAUUAUUCCUAUGACGGGUAGUACGCCUUUUAUUAGAUAUGGCGAUCAUGAAAAAAGAACAGGAAUGAACGUACAUUUUGCAAGACUGAUUUAUGGUGCGUGUUGGCGUGAUUUGUGUCCGAUACGAUAACUUUGAAGUGGUCACUGUUUUCGAUGUCUCACUGAGAUUGUCUGGAAUUUAUUGGCACGUGUGUUAUUAGCAAUCAUUUCAACUGAACUGUUGGAAAUAUUAACAUUUAAUAUGAUAAGGUGCGAAUUUGUUAACGUUAUGUCGAAUACUUAAAACUACGAAUUCUGCGAAAUAAUAAUAGAAUCAAAUGCUUAUAAAGCGGACAGCCAGUGGUAUUUUAAUCAAGAAAUCAAUUUAAAUGUUUAUUUCUUCUAUUGACUAGAACUCAUUCAAAACAAUUAUAUGUUGAUGAUAAAAUGGUUAAAUAACUUUUUCGCUAGCAUAAUAUUUACGUUAAGCAAAUAUCAAUUGUUGGUAACGACAAGACUAGUAUAUUUUGUUAACAAGAUUGACCCCGUCACCUAUCGUAAACCAUAUAAAUAUAUCAGCAAUAAGGUAAUAACUUUUUAAUGGUGAUGGGUUUGAAAUACUGUAGGCAAUUUAACCCGGCCGAUCGCAUUCUAGAUAUGAGACAAGGGACCGCAGUAAUGCGAUACUUUAAUUGUGUACACAUGGUAAAUAUUGCUAUAGAAAUAGAGUAAAUAGAGUGCAAUGUAGACUAACAAAACAAUCUUAACCAAUUGGACAGUUUUGAAAGCGGUCAAAUUUCAACUUUUUUGCCGUUAGCUGAAUACGUUAUUAAAAUACAUGCCAAGUUCUACUGUGUGGUUGACAUUUAAAUGUGAAGUAUUACUCAAAUGCCGCAUAGGCGACAUUGAAUAAUUAAUGUUCUGUCAUUAAUUUUACUAAUUUCAAGGUAGACGUACAGUUAAAUAGGUACUAUGGGCCUGUUGACAGUUGAAACACCCUGGGGUCCUCGUGCGAUAAUUACAACUGAUGAUUAUAGAUGGCGAAAAAACUCAAACGCAGUUUUCAAAGAAUCAAGAUCGGUUUAAGAUCUUUUACAUUUCAAUUCCUGUCUUGUUUUCAUAAAAUUUCUCACAUCGAAAGUGAAAAGACCCAUUUCCAAAUUGAAACAUCAAAGAAAACGUUCGUCUUUUCUUCAUUGGGUUAAUUACAGAGGAACUCGAAACAAAGAUUAUCACGAGUACAAGAAAUGAUUCACCUUUGUCAGUCUGUUCUUUGUGGCGAAGACUUAACAUUAAAAUCGCAUUACGAUUGUUUCAGUCUUACUCAAAGUCCUGUGUCCGCGCAAGGUCUAAGACUUAAUAAACGAGUGAGAAGAAAUAUUUUUGCUUAGAUUGAAGGUUCAUAUUAAAGCCUGUCGAUGAUGAAUAUUCCAGUUCGUUCGGUUCAGUGCCAAAUAUUUGUAUAUAAAAAAUACCUGAAUUGCGCGCAUUACCGUUGUAUUGAUGUUUCCGAUAUUUAUUCCAACACUUAAUCACUUUUCAGCUCAGGGUUUCUGCGUAGCGAUUUAAUUCUAGAUUGCAUAGUCGAACUUCAUAAUUGCCGAUUUGUUUCAGUGAUGCGCAUGCGCAAACGAUGGUGUGUUGUUUUUGUACAUUCUUUUGCCGUAUAAUUCGAAAUACAGGUACACCGUUAUGAUAAAAACAUGAAACCCAUCAAAACAUCCCAGCGAUUACGUUUUCUUGAAAUCGGAAUGCAAAUUUGAUAUAUAAAAAAUAAAUACAUGUUUUUUUUUCAUAUAUUAACAUGGACAAUCACAUAAGCGUAAGCAUGGCAUAUUUGAUGACGUAGAUAAUACGUUUGAUGACGUCAUUGUGUAUAUAUGUUUUUAUUUAUAGAUAUGUUUUACUUUGUACAUAUAUGUGUAAAUGUGUAAAUAUUGUGUGUACAUAAAGAAGAGUGUACAAAGGCAGUCUAGUGCAAUGACAUUUAUGUAUUUAUCACAUGUUACAUGAUAUAUUUUGUCUCACUUAUCGACUAGUUAUUCUGAAAUACAAUGUAUAGUUUUUUCUUUAACUGUUAAAGUAGCGAUUGUUUGACAAGCAUUUUCAUGUUACAUUUCACAAUCUUCUCUGAUUCACACAUUUAUAAUGUAAGUACUGUUUUCCAUUUUUCAUAUUUUAUUGUUAUGUGGAUUUUUGUUUCAUGACCAUUCAGGUCCCAUACAGGACAUUAAAUAAUUGUGAAAACAA
Molecule: messenger RNA, 6537 nt
Organism: Dreissena polymorpha
Lineage: Eukaryota; Metazoa; Mollusca; Bivalvia; Myida; Dreissenidae
Product: leucine-rich repeat and fibronectin type-III domain-containing protein 5-like
Exons: 1
Coding region: 329-1846 (505 amino acids)
Molecular function (GO): protein binding
Source: RefSeq, a predicted model, not a curated record